CCAAUAGGCCAUUGAGGAGGAAGGGGGAAAUCCUGAAGAGAUUCCAGUCGUUUCAGAGAUAACGGUCAAGAAAACUCCAAAAAGAAGCAGCAAAGGGCGCAAACCAGAGGAAGAGGGUGUUGAAGAUAAUGGACUGGAGGAGGAUUCUGGAGAUGGACAGGAGGAUAUUGAAGCAAGUUUGGAUAACUUGCAGGAUAUUGACAUGAUGGAUAUUAGUGUGUUAGAUGAAGCUGAAAUAGAUAAUGGCAGUGCUGUAGAUUGCGGAGAGGAUUACAGUGCUGAUAAUAUUCUUGACUCACUGUCUGAUAGUAAAGAAAAUGAUGAUGCAGAAAUGAAAGAACUUCCAGAUCAGCCUACAGAAUAUCCUGUAGGUAACUUGGAGGCAUCUCCGCAAUUAUCAGAAAUUAAAGAAGAAUCAAGAGAAAUACCAGUAGUGAUGGCAGAGAGUGAAGAUGUUGGGAACUGUUUAGAUGCUACUUCAUCUGAUUUGAUUAUUGUAAAGGAAAUUGAAGAACUGCCUUUGGAGCCAGAAAAUGAGAAAAUACUCGACAUUUUGGGGGAAACUUGUAAAUCUGAGCCACUUAACGAAGACAAUUCCGAAGUGGAGCAGCCAUUUGCACAGGAAGGAAGUAACGUGGUGCCAGGCAGAAAGCUAGCAGAGGAAGAGGACGCUCUUGCUGCCGCUGAGUCGGAGGAAGAGGCCUUAGCUUUGGACAGCAAAUCGGCCCCAGCAGUGGCAAGGAAGGAGGCAAAGCGUUUAGUUGUAGCGAAAGGGGAGACAAGUGAACAGACAAUAGAGGAAGAGAAACCGGAGGACUCUGAAUGUUUAGGAGUAGACCCCGUAAGCGAUCAGAGUAGCAAAGCCUCCCAAGGCCCGGAAGCCUCUAGUGGGGAAACAGCGGAUAAAGGCGCGGGUGCCGAAACCAAAGAUAGUAAAGAAGAUGCCAAGAAACCCGAAGACAAAGCUAAUGCUGAAGACUCAUCCGCUACUAAAGAGUCCUCUACCAAUGAGGGCGGUGAUCAGAAAAAGAGCUCUAUUGAGGAUGCAGAGACAAAGACAGUCUCAAAAGAUGAGAAAGGUCGUGCAAGUAGCAGUUCUGGUAGAAAUUUGUGGGUUAGUGGACUUUCCUCUUCUACCAGAGCUACGGACUUGAAGAACCUUUUCAGCAAGUAUGGAAAGGUGGUUGGUGCAAAAGUAGUAACUAACGCUCGCAGUCCUGGUGCUCGCUGUUACGGUUUUGUUACAAUGUCCACAUCUGAGGAAGCAACUAAAUGUAUUAGUCACCUCCACAGAACAGAGCUACAUGGAAAAAUGAUCUCUGUAGAAAAAGCAAAAAAUGAACCAGCUGGGAAAAAACCUUUAGACAAAAAAGAAAAUGAAGUAAAGAAGGAAAAAGACAGACACCAUUCUACAGAUUCCAAGUCUGAAAAGUCUGUCAAUAUUAAAAAGGAUGAGAAGACAGACAAGAAAGAUGAUGCUAAGAAAAUGGAAAAAGAUGGCAAAGAUGAAAAAGAAGGAAAAGAGAAAGAUGAACAGAAAGCAGGAGUCACGGAUCGCUCAAGGAUAAGCAAAUCAGGAAGUCGAGGAACUGAAAGGACAGUGGUGAUGGAUAAAUCCAAAGGAGAACCAGUUAUUAGUGUGAAAACUUCUACUACAUCAAAAGAAAGAAGCACUAAGAGCCAGGACCGCAAAUCGGAGAGCAAAGAGAAACAAGAUAUCUUGUCAUUUGAUAAAAUCAAAGAACAGCGAGAACGUGAACGCCAGCGACAGAGAGAACGAGAAAUCAGAGAAACAGAAAGACGACGGCGAGAGCAAGAACGGCGAGAGAGAGCACAACGUCUUCAAGCCAUUCAUGAACGGGAUGAAAGACAGAGGCUCCAGAGAGAGCGGGAGCGACUUGAAUUUCAAAGGCAGCGUCUUGACAGGGAACGUAUGGAGAGGGAGAGACUGGAAAGAGAGAGGAUGCAUAUAGAGCAAGAGAGGAGAAGAGAACAGGAGCGCAUUCAACGGGAGAGAGAGGAGCUGCGGCGCCAGCAAGAACAACUGCGCUACGAACAAGAGCGGCGGUCUGCACUGAGACGACCAUAUGACCCUGAUGGAAGGCGGGAUGAUCCGUAUUGGCCAGAGGCGAAACGAAUGGCGAUGGAUGAUAGAUACCACUCUGACUUCAGCCGCCAAGAGCGCUUCCAUGAUUUUGACCACAGGGAACGUGGCCGUUACCAAGACCAUUCUAUGGACAGGAGAGAAGGUUCAAGGGGAAUACCAGAUAGAGAUUCACAGCAUUAUCCAGAUGAGCGGCAUGGAGGACCAGACCGCCAUUCAAGGGAUGCACGAGACAGUUGGGGCAGCUACGGGUCUGACAGAAGAAUGAGCGAAGGGAGAGGGAUCCCGCCACAGUCCCGGUGGUGAAAGAGGUAUGCCUGGUCAGUCAGGACCAGGCCACGUGAUGAAUCGAGGAGGAAUGUCAGGGUAAGAAGCUUUGUCAAGGGUUUUUAGUUCUCGCCCGUCACUUCCUAUUCUUCUAAAUCCCACACUUGUGCACGCUUCUUUUAAUUGAAUCAUUUGGACGUUCCAAGAGCUAAAAGAAUUGUGCGUAGCCAUGGAGAGCGCCAACUCUUAGUCUCAUUACCAUUAGUGAUGUCACUUGAGACAAGAAUGUUCCAGCGGUUUUAUCUGGUGCACUGUAUUUCAAGGAUAAAAAAAAAAUGACUCAAAAGGUAAAUGCUGCAAACUGAAAGCAAUGCGUUAACUUUCAGCUUAUAAAAUUCCUGAAUGUUUGGCCUUGUUCUCUAGGCGUGGGGGCUUCAUUCAGGGUGGAAACCAGAACCAGAUGAUGCAGAGUAGUGGAAUGCAAGGGUUCGCAGGGCAGGACAGAGCAAACAGACCCAACGAUCCACGCUUCACCCGCCGCUACUGAAAAUUUUAAUUUUCUUUGAAUGCAAGAUGGCGACAGUGGUGAAUUCUGUUACCCAGGGUCACCGUCAAUUUAUGUAAUUAAAGAAAUUGCUGCCAUAUUGUAGCUGAAAUACUAUGUGAACUCAUUUGUUUGUUCAGCUUUUUUUUGUAAUAAAUGUGUUCUUGUUCCAACACCACUUAAGUUUCUGUUAAUGAAACAUUCCAUUUUUCAUAAACAAUAAAACCAGUUUACAGCUAA
Alligator sinensis (Chinese alligator) is the source of this 3155-nucleotide messenger RNA. Its product is annotated as scaffold attachment factor B2-like. Gene Ontology annotation, cellular component: nucleus. Gene Ontology annotation, molecular function: RNA binding; sequence-specific DNA binding. The transcript has 18 exons. Lineage: Eukaryota; Metazoa; Chordata; Crocodylia; Alligatoridae. The coding region runs from base 203 to 2410 and encodes 735 amino acids. The record is from RefSeq and is a predicted model, not a curated record. Gene Ontology annotation, biological process: regulation of transcription by RNA polymerase II; regulation of mRNA processing.